CUGAUGACAAACGACCAUGCACACUCACAUCUAUGGUCAAUUGUGUCAAAUUUACCAUAUCCCCAAAUCUGCCUGUUUUUUUAACUGCGGGAGGAAACCGGAGAACAUGCAAACUAACGUUUUGAUCCACACACCACACCAGAUGGUGGGGGUAAUGCGCCAUAUCGUUGUUUGCAAUCGCCAUAAAGAAGAAGAAGAAGAAGGCCCACAAUACAUUGCGCUUCCAUCAUGGCGUCUGUCGAAAUUUUGUGACAACAACAUCCGCCAACAAGACCUCGCCGCAACUUAAGGAAAGGGGGGCUGUGCUGCGAGGUGGAUCAACAACCUUUCAGACACGAGGAUGAGACUGUUGACGCUGUUAAAACGAAUCCAUAAACCCGUUUACACCUGCUCUCAGCCUUGUCUGAGCUCACAUGCUAGCAGCGGCCCGUUAGCUUCCGGAGGUCAGGCUUUAAUCUCAGGCUCCAGCCGGGAGUUGGUGCAGAGUAUCGUCUCACAGGUGGAGGUGAGGACGGCCUUCAUCUCAGAGGAGGAGGAGGCGGCUCUCCUACGAGAGCUGGAGCCGGGCCUGAAGAAGAAACGCUAUGAAUACGACCACUGGGACGAUGCCAUCCAUGGUUACAGAGAGACUGAGCGUGUAAGGUGGACAGCAAUGUGCGAGGAGGUCUUGAAUCGUGUCCGAUCUGUAGCGUUUCCUGAGGGAAGUCCACUCCUCGGACCUGUCCAUGUUCUAGAUCUGGACGAGAAGGGCUACAUCAAGCCUCACAUCGACAGUAUUAAGUUUUGUGGCAACACUAUUGCUGGGUUGAGUCUUCUGUCGGAUAGUGUCAUGCGUUUGGUGAAGGAGGAUGCUAACAAUGAAUGGCUGGACCUUAUGCUGCCUCGACGCUCCCUAUAUAUAAUGAGGGACCAGGUCAGAUACAACUUCACUCAUGAAAUCCUGAAAGACGAGGACUCUGUUUUCAAUGGACAGAGAGUGCCUCGGCACCGUCGCAUCUCGGUGAUCUGUCGAAAUCUUCCAGGCUAAUGCCCUCACUAUUGCAAUAAGGAUAAUGUAACUUGAAUUUAAAGGACUGUGUCAGGGAUCUUCAUUGUUGAAGAAAUCCCAGAAAGACAUGUUGGGAAGGGAGUUGUCGUGGGCUGUCCUGAGCACUGUGAGCUCAUAAAAAAUGAGACUGAGGAGGCCGAAGACGACUUUGUGUAUUGAUUUCAGUAAAUUCUAAUAGUCAUGUGUAUGACUGGUUUUAUUAAAUUAAAAAUUCUAAUUUAUUCUCCUA
Molecule: messenger RNA, 1277 nt
Organism: Solea senegalensis (Senegalese sole)
Lineage: Eukaryota; Metazoa; Chordata; Actinopteri; Pleuronectiformes; Soleidae
Gene: alkbh7
Product: alkB homolog 7
Exons: 4
Coding region: 341-1027 (228 amino acids)
Biological process (GO): DNA damage response; fatty acid metabolic process
Cellular component (GO): mitochondrial matrix
Source: RefSeq, a predicted model, not a curated record